AGCCAUCUUGACCCGAGAUGGCAAGCGGUGCACGGGCGGCGGAAGCGUAGCCGCGGCCGCCCGAUGCCGCACACGGCGAUGGCCACGGUGCCAGCAGCAUAUUCACAGGUAUCUGGAGGAGGAAGAGCUGAAGGACGAGUCAAGAAACACUCGCAGGCUGACGCUGUGAAGACAAAGGGGGCCGACCCCCUCAAGUCCGCCAGCCCGAAGGGAACCUCGACCUGCUCCACGCGGUGCUCCACGCGCUGUUCCUCGAGGACGCGGGACUCCCCGGAGGUCCACGGUCGCAUGGCCCCCGGAGACGGCGAGGGCGGCGGCGGCGACCACGGCGCAGCGCCCUCGCCCUCCCAGAGGCCGCGACACCCCGCCGCGCUGGACGGCGGGGCGGGCGCCCCCCCGCAGCACGACUUCGAGAGCCUGUACGAGCUCGUCGGGGAUCGGGCGGUGGGCUCCGGCUCGUUCGGGGAGGUCUGGCGGUGCCGGGCGCGCGGGGCCUCGGGCGGCGGCGGCGGCCCCCGCGACAGCGUCGCGAAGCGGAUGGACAAGGCGAGGUCCGCGGAGCAGGGGAGGAGCCACGAGGCGCUGCUGGAGGAGGUGCGCCUCCACCGGCAGCUGCGCCACCCCCACAUCGUGGAGCUGCAGGCCGCCUUCGACGAGCCCCGCACGGUUUGGGUGGUCAUGGAGUGCUGCGACGGAGGCGACCUGUUCGACCUCAUCGAGCUCCGCAGCGCCAGCAUGCCAGGGCUCCCAGAGAACGAGGGCGCGCACAUCAUGCGCCACCUGCUGAAGGCGCUGACCUUCAUGCACAAGCAGCGCGUGCACGGCAUGUGCGCACCUGCCACGUUUCGUGCACGUGAGUACACUUACUUCUCCUGCACGAACCCGUCCAGACCGUCGAUGAUUGACUACCUGUACUUGCCUCAGGGGUACCAUGAAAGGGUUAUCCACUGCCACACUCUCCGCACACUAGGCGCGCAAGUUCAGGCAGUACGGGGCCUUCCCCCACGAGACCACGUUCCAUUGUACCUGGAAGUGCAGUAUGUAAAAGACCCUCGACAGCUACCCCCUCCUGCGGAGCCUCGGAUGAACACGUCGGCUCUGAUGAUGGCUGUUAGAUACGGGCACGGCAAGGCCGCCUUCCUUCGUGACCUGGCGGCAGAAUUGGAGUCCAACGAGGAACAGUUGUUAGAGCUUACUCACACGGGGGCCCCAGAUCAGGUGUUCGAGGCGUACGAGCGCACGGACUUGAGGCAGACGGUGCGCAAGAUGGCUCGGCUCACCCUCUCGCACGCGCGACAGUUGGCCUUUCUCGAGGCGGCGGUCUACCUGUCGUUCAUGCUGCCAGAGAAGAGCGACGACGACCUCGGCUCGUUCAUGCUGCCAGAGAAGAGCGACGACGACCUCGGCUCGGCCAUGAAGGCCCAGGGCGUCGUGUACGACAACGAGAGCAAGGCGCUCAAGGAACAGCAGAAGGCCGGCCAGAGCGUGGACUUCAAGCUCCGCGGGCCCCCGCACGUCCACCUGUUCAUCGCCCUGCUCAGGAAGAUUCUGAGUUUGACGGCAGGGGGAGGCCACCUCGAGGACAAGAAGACGUACACAAUCAUCCGAGAAUUCUGGGAGUCCACGAUCCUCGUCAAAGAGGUGAGCCAGAUUGCAGAGUUGAUCCUUCAUUGUCGGUACAAGAAGGCCAGGAGCGACGCAGAGGAGAAGUUCGGGGUGAUCUGCAUGGCGAUCGAGAGACGAUCGGCGGAGAUGGUGAUAGUAUUCGAGGCGGUGUGCUCGUUCAUGGUCCUGAAGGGCGGAGCCAAGAAGCUGACGGGGCCAGCGCCGCGCGGGCCCCUCGAGAGGGACCUGGGGAACUUUGUAGGGGCCAAGGGCGGGGGCAAGGGCCAGCAGUGCAGAGUGUCGUGCGGUCAGCCCCGUGCGGCGCAGCGUUUCGUGAGCUCCUGCAGGAGCAACGGCGAUCACGAGGCUGCUCUUGGUGGCCCUCCUGUGCGCGAGCAGCCUCGCCGCCUCAGCAGGAUGGCGCCGCCCAAGCUGCAGUCCGGGCACACCAAGCAGCGGGUGGCGUGGUCCCAGCAAUGGCACUGCCGUUUCUGCUGGGCCCCGUCCGGUGCGCGCUGGUGGAACCAUGCCGAGCUGGUGUCGUGCAAGCAGUGCCAGCGGUCCAAGGGGCAGUGCUUCCACUCCAACCGGGUGCCCAAUGUGCCGUCUGUGUCCUCCAAGGAAAAGACGGCAGCGGCCGAGCUGCGCAAGCUCCAGUCCGAGCUCAAGCAGGCGCAGUCGGAGGUCGUCAAACUCAAGGCCGCUGGUAGGGUCGCUGCGCCCGCGCCAGACCCGUUCGGCAUGGCAGUCGACUGCGGGGCGGCCUUGGUGCAGCUCGAGGCCGAGGUCGAGUCGGAUCGGGCCAAGGAGCUGCGAGAUCUUCUCGACCAUACCGUGGGCGUCAGCGACUCCUCGGGCGGCCUGCAGGAAAUGCGCAGGAAGUACGCGGAGGAGCUCGAGCAGCUGCGCGUCAAGCGGAUGGGCUCGCGCCCGCUUCCUGUCCAGAUGCAGCAGCUGUCGCAGCAGAUCAAAGGAUUGGAGCGCAAGGCAGAGGCCAAGCGCGCGGGCGUCGCCAAACUCCUCGGCCAGGUGCGAGAGCUCCAGUCGCAGCAUGACGAGGCGGCGACGGAGCUUGGCACCAUCCAGAGCGAGAUUGCUGUGCUGGAGGCGCAGCGGGCCGAGGUGGCGUUGCAGUUCCCGCAGCCGGCGACCGUCAUCGAGGGCGUCAAGGCCUCGCUCGACUCCGUGCUGCCCAGCGUCCAGAUGUCCGCCGAGCAGAUGGUCCAGGUGCUGGGUACCUUCGGCGCGGAUGAGGAGGCGGCCAAGGACCUCCACCGCGCGGUGGGCCGCGUCCGUGCUGCGGCCGUCAAGGCGAAUGCCGAGCGGCAGGCGGAGCUCGAGCGCCGGCAGGCGGAGGCCGCCAGAGGCUCGGCCCCCCCGACGGGCGGCGCGGCUCCAGGCACGCCCAUCCCCGAGCCAGCGUUGCGGCCGCCGACGGCGAAGCUGCUGGGCGCGCUGCUGGGCGCGCUGCUGGGCGCUAUCUGGAGGCCGACGGACCGCCCGUGGCCCGAUGUCAGCGACCUCGGCAGGGCCUUCGUGCGGGAGCUGAUGACGGUCGACGCCGCGGUGCGGCCCUCGGCCCAGAAGGCACUGGGGUCCCCGUGGCUGUCCGCGGAGCUCGGGGCCGCCCGCAGGGAGGAGCCCGCGGUGGAGCCGGCGCCCGCGGCGCCAGAGGCCCAGGAGGUGUUCGGCCCGGAGUCACUGGUGCCGGACCUGGGCUUCCUGUCGCUGAUGGAGUCGCUGAUGACCUCCGUCGACGCCGACGGGUGCGCGGAGGAGACCGACAUCUCUGGGGUGCUCCAGGCUUGCCAGUCCGCGGGCUGGUGAAGCCGCUCCCGGAGGCACAAAUAUACGACAAGCUCACGCCUGUCGGACAGCCGCGCGCGGUCCCAGGCAAGGCAAGGAGGCGGAGGAGGAGAUGGACAGUCUCUCUGAAUAUCUUCCUUCUUCUGCCGCGCUUCGCUCCCAGAUCUUUGGCCGCGCGUCUUGAUUUGGUCCAUGGUGUGUUCUGUGGACUACCGUUUGAAUAGGCAAUCUUCGCCUCUCCCUUGCGCCUGGAAUUUUUCUCGGCGGUUGCGGCGGGCUCCCUCACCCCUCUGCUUUCGAGCCUCGCGACCUGCCGACGAUCUGACCGCGGCCCACCCACCGUGUCUUGCAAACGGUUGGCGCCUGCGGCGGCUGUUGUUGCCCAUUUGCGUUCGAUCCUCGCGCCUUGCCGACUCCCCGCCCCGCGGCAUACCCCCAUGGCCUGGCAUAAAGCCAGCUCCUGUGGCGAGCUGGUGGUCUCUGAGCAGAGCGGCGGCGGUGGGUGGACGUCUUGGCACCGACGCUCGAGCCCCGGAGGCAGG
Molecule: messenger RNA, 3953 nt
Organism: Prorocentrum cordatum
Lineage: Eukaryota; Dinophyceae; Prorocentrales; Prorocentraceae
Source: the annotation of a GenBank genome assembly